AGUGAUUGGGAAUCUCACACUGACAUUCAGGAGAAACAUGGGAUCGGGUCCCGAUCAUUGCACUCACCGCAGCGUCAGUGUUGCUUUCGGGUCGGAUGUUUAGGCGCAGUUCGGGACAGUGUCACUGAGUGUGAGAGUCAGUGUGUAAGUGAGUGUGAGAGUAAGUGAGUGUGUGUGAGUGUGUAAGUGAGUGUGAGUGUGAGGCAGGGGAUGAGCACUGAGGUUCCCUGUGAGCUCCCGGAGCUGCUGCAGAGCUUCACUGUGGCGGCGCUCAGACACCGACCUCGGGAUUUGCUGCACUUCGCGGUUCAGUAUUUCUCGCAGUUACUGAGAAACCGAAAUGACGGCGACUCCGCGUCCGGAGUCCAAACCGUGAACCGCGAGGAACCGAUGCAGACGGACUCCGAGACCAGUGAGGAGGAGCUUGAAGCUCCAGUGAUAAACAGAAUUACAAGACGAGUGUCAGUUUGUGCAGAACCUUACAAUCCUGAUGAGGAAGAAGAAGACACAGAACCUCGGAUAAUUUGCCCCAAAACUGAUGAGCAGCGAAGACGACUGCAAGAGGCAUGUAAAGACAUUCUUCUUUUCAAAAAUUUAGACCAGGAACAAAUGUUUCAAGUAUUGGAUGCUAUGUUUGAAAAGUUAGUUAAAGUUGGUGAACAUGUCAUUGACCAAGGAGAUGAUGGUGAUAACUUCUAUGUUGUUGAAAGAGGAACAUAUGACAUCUAUGUGAAUGCAAAAAGUGGAGCAAUGUGUGUUGGUGCUUAUGAUAAUCGAGGUAGCUUUGGUGAACUGGCCUUGAUGUAUAAUACUCCCAGAGCAGCGACUAUUAUUGCUACUUGUAGUGGAGCACUGUGGGGUCUGGACAGAGUAACCUUUCGUAGAAUCAUUCAAAAAAACAAUGCUAAGAAGCGGAAAAUGUACGAAGCAUUUAUUCAGUCUCUACCACUUCUAAAAUCUCUAGAAUUAUCAGAACGAAUGAAAGUAGUUGAUGUAUUUGAAACCAAAAUGUACAAAGAUGGGGAACGCAUCAUUUCUCAGGGAGACCAAGCUGAUUGUUUUUAUAUCGUAGAGUCGGGAGAAGUCCGGAUCACCUUGAAGAGCAAGACACAACGUUAUAUGGAUGAGAAUGGAAUAGAAAUAGCUCGCUGUACAAGAGGACAAUAUUUUGGAGAACUUGCUUUGGUAACAAAUAAACCGCGUGCAGCUUCCGCACAUGCUGUAGGAAAGGUGAAAUGUUUAGUUAUGGAUGUCCAAGCUUUUGAGCGAUUGCUUGGUCCUUGUAUGGAAAUUAUGAAGAGAAACAUUGCAAAUUAUGAAGAGCAGCUUGUGGCCCUUUUUGGAACUAAUAUGGAUCUCACUGACCCAAGUGUGUGAACAGGAGGGUAGACUUUGUGAACAUUCACUGUUAAAACUGACUUCACCAUUGUGGUUUUUCCACUGAAAAGUACAUUUGAAUUAUGUAGAUGCUAAGCA
Molecule: messenger RNA, 1476 nt
Organism: Callorhinchus milii (elephant shark)
Lineage: Eukaryota; Metazoa; Chordata; Chondrichthyes; Chimaeriformes; Callorhinchidae
Product: cAMP-dependent protein kinase type II-beta regulatory subunit
Exons: 11
Coding region: 211-1377 (388 amino acids)
Biological process (GO): regulation of protein phosphorylation
Cellular component (GO): cAMP-dependent protein kinase complex
Molecular function (GO): cAMP-dependent protein kinase regulator activity
Source: RefSeq, a predicted model, not a curated record